Molecule: messenger RNA, 898 nt
Organism: Closterium sp. NIES-65
Lineage: Eukaryota; Viridiplantae; Streptophyta; Zygnematophyceae; Desmidiales; Closteriaceae
Source: the annotation of a GenBank genome assembly
AUGCCCCAUUCCUCCGUAUUGCCUGCACCUUCCCCUUUCCUCGUCCUUCCAUUCAUUCCCCCCUUCCGCCUUCCCCCCAUCCCCCCUUCCCCCCAUCUGCCCUUCCCCCAUUCCCCCGUUCCGCCCUUCCCCCCUUCCCCCAUUCUGCCCUUCCCCUCUUCCCCCUUCCCCCAUUCUGCCUUCCCCCCUUCCCCCCUUGCGCUCUUCUGUCUGUGCGUGCAUGUGCAUGCAUGUGUGCACGUGCUUCCAGUGGGCACAUUUAAGGCCAAAGGUGGGGAGGUGAAGGAGGCAGUCAAAGCAGCACUGGCAGCGGGAUACAGGCACAUAGACACUGCAUCAGUGUACAAGAACGAAGCGGAAGUCGGGGAGGCCAUUAGAGAGUACGGCAUUGCAAGGGAGGAGGUUUUUAUCACCUCCAAAGCUUCGCCUUACGAGCAUGGUUUCCAGCAGGCUCUAGCGGCAUGUGCGGCGUCCUUGGAGCGCCUGCAAACAGACUACCUGGACCUCUACCUGCUGCACUGGCCCGGAGUGGCAAAGCUAGAUAGGGCGUCUGAGAAGAAUGCAGAGAUUCGCCUGGAGUCUUGGCGCGCUCUGGAGCAACUUCAGAGGGAAGGUAAAUGCCUCGCCAUUGGAGUCAGCAACUUCACUGCCGCCCAUCUCGACCACUUGAUGACAAACUCUGCCACCCUGCCAGCUGUCAACCAGGUGGAGGUGCACCCGCUGCUGACUCAGCGGUCGCUGCGAGUCUACUGUGCUGAGCGUGGUAUUUGUGUGGCAGCUUACUCACCCCUGGGGUGUGGCCAGCUGUUACAGCAACCAACUGUGCAACAAGUGGCCAAGGAAGUUGAGCAGUCAGCUGCUCAAGUGCUGCUCAGGUGGAGCCUACAGCAUGGAAUGG